Etheostoma cragini (Arkansas darter) is the source of this 804-nucleotide messenger RNA. RefSeq names its product protein shisa-like-2A. The record is from RefSeq and is a predicted model, not a curated record. Bases 194 to 697 code for a protein of 167 amino acids. NCBI's taxonomy places the organism in Eukaryota, Metazoa, Chordata, Actinopteri, Perciformes, Percidae. The transcript is spliced from 3 exons.
GAGAGAGAGAGAGAGAGAGAGAGAGAGAUAGUUUUCUUCAGAUUCAAAAUAUUCCACCUCCGUCCUUCUGCAUGUUCACUCACACACGAAACGUCUCACAGCACCUCACACUGAGGAUGCAGGGAACUUCUCAUCUUAAUCCACGGAUAAGAAGUGUUUUCUUUCUUUUCUGUAUUCAUUCGCGUGCUGCAUCAUGAGCGCUGAAUGCAGCAGUUACUACAGCGCUGACGGUGUGUUUGUGGACGGAUUCUCAUGCCCCAGACCGGGAAAUGCCGUUGCUGCUGUCUACUGCUGCGGAUUUAAUGAUGUCAAGUAUUGCUGUGACGAUCCCAACAGUUUUUUCCCGUAUGAGUACGGAUACAUGUGGUGGCUGAGUAUUGGCGCUCUGGUUGGUCUUUCCAUUGCAGCAGUGGUCCUCCUUGCCUUCCUCAUCACUGUGUGUGUCCUCUGCUACCUUUUCAUUGCCACCAAGCCCAGUUGUCUUGACAACGGCCUACCCCUCAGAACGCCAGCAGGAGAGCCCAAUGAAGGACCCAUUCACGGGAGAGCAACCUGCGUCUCUGGUCCGCAGGGAUUUAGGAAACAUUUCAUGAGCAGGAAACUUGACUGUGAUAACCAGCCACCAGACCCCGAGCUCCUGUUCCAGAGGUGUUUCACAGCUACCGCCUCCGGCCUGAAAGUGGAAAAUCCUUCGUAGGCUGCGGAGAGACUUAUUGUUAAAAAAAAUGAGGCCAGCAGUCCAGAAAUCAAGAGAGUCAGUGUGCCUGAAGGCAGAAUGUGCUACCAGGGGACUGCUGGGACAAA